Cololabis saira (Pacific saury) is the source of this 1928-nucleotide messenger RNA. RefSeq names its product NIM1 serine/threonine protein kinase a (gene nim1ka). Gene Ontology annotation, cellular component: cytoplasm. Gene Ontology annotation, biological process: microtubule cytoskeleton organization; intracellular signal transduction; protein phosphorylation. Gene Ontology annotation, molecular function: tau-protein kinase activity; ATP binding; protein serine/threonine kinase activity. The transcript has 7 exons. The coding region runs from base 297 to 1721 and encodes 474 amino acids. Lineage: Eukaryota; Metazoa; Chordata; Actinopteri; Beloniformes; Belonidae. The record is from RefSeq and is a predicted model, not a curated record.
ACAGACUGAACCUGGUAGCAGCUGUAGCAGAAGUAGACCGGCCAAUGUCACCGGGAGAGGAUGGAACCGGCAAAGCCGCCAAGGAUUCGUGAAGGUUGUCUCACCAGUCACCCCAUCGCUGCACCCUGAAGCUAUCAUCUGCUCAGCCUCUUCCCUUCAACCUCCCACAUCCAGUUCCUCUCCCCUCCUCCUCACCCUGCAGCCUAUUUAUACCCCGGAGAUUCAAAAGAAUCAAUUAAAGCUCCCACAGAUAACAAUAUGAGUUAAGCCACUCCAGCCCAGGGAUCCCUUUCAGGAUGACUGCCGUCUGCCCCUCUGAGAGCAGCCCAGAGGGGGCUGAAGCCGGGGCCGGGACAGCAGACACCGCAGGGAAUAGCUCCGUUUCCAGGGUUGAUUCCCGGGAGCAUAAGAGAGACUCUGUCUGUUCUGCUGGAGGCACAGCUGUAGUUACUAACGGCCAAAGACACAGUCGCUGGAGCCAACAGGACAGCUCUGACAUCAACACAGACGAUGAGGGAGCCACCAUCCGGCGCCUCACUCCCCUGGAAAGGCUCAACCUGGACAUGUGCCAGGAUGAAAGGGUAGUUCGUGAGCUGACAGUGGGCAGAAGAAUUGCCUUCUACAAGAUCCGUGGAGAAAUUGGAUGUGGAAAUUUCUCCCAUGUCAAACUUGGAAUUCAUGCUCUCACCAAAGACAAAGUGGCCAUUAAGAUCUUAGACAAAACCAAGCUGGAUCAGAAGACCCAGAGGCUACUGUCCAGAGAGAUCUCCAGCAUGGAAAAACUACACCAUCCAAACAUCAUACGCCUCUAUGAGGUGAUUGAGACUUUGACACGGUUACACCUGGUGAUGGAGUAUGCAUGUGGAGGGGAGCUCUAUACUAAAAUCACGACGGAAGGGAAACUUUCCGACACUGAUAGCAAGAUUGUCUUUGCUCAGAUCCUCUCUGCUGUUAAACACAUGCAUGAAAACAACAUCAUCCACCGUGACCUGAAAGCAGAAAAUGUCUUCUACACCAGCAGCUCGUGUGUCAAGGUGGGGGACUUUGGCUUUAGUACCCUGAGCUGCCGCGAUGAGACACUCAACACAUUCUGUGGCUCUCCACCGUAUGCUGCUCCAGAGCUCUUUCGGGAUGAGCAUUAUGUUGGGGUCUUUGUGGACAUCUGGGCCCUUGGAGUAAUGCUGUUCUUUAUGGUGACAGGCACCAUGCCAUUCAGGGCAGAGACUGUGGCCAAACUAAAGCGAUGCAUCAUGGACGGAGCCUACAUCCUACCCACUUGGGUGCCAGAGGCGUGCCAGAGGGUGAUCAGAGGAAUCCUCCAGCCCGUACCAUCUGAUCGCUUUACAGUGGAGCAGAUGAUGGGCUGUGAGUGGCUGCUCCCUGUGGACUUCCCACGUGCCAUGGAGCCGUUUAAACUCGAUCCAUCCUAUCUAGCAGAGACUGAUCAUUGUGAACUAUUAGAGGAAGAGCUGGAAGUAAAGGGAAAACUGGAGACAUUAGGAAUCACUUCAGAACACCUCAUCAAUAACCAGGGAAAAGACUCCAGGAGCUCCAUCACAGGGGUGUAUCGCAUCCUCCUACAUUGUGCUCACAAGAAACGGGUGGUUGAGACCAUACCUGCUGUCACACGGAAAGUUGCACCAACUACAGCAAGUAAAAAGGAACGUCUAAAGGUGUACCGAAGUUUACGACACACAUCUAAACUUUGUGUGAUUCUGUGACCAAAAACGUUCUUCACUCUGGAAAUGUAUUGACUUUAUGGUUUGGGUUGAAAUUGCAUGGAUUCUACUAGCAAAAUGAAAACAUGCUUUUCAGUCCAGCAGCAUAGAUUAUCCUCAGAUAAUCUAAUACAAGUUAUAGAAGACCCAAUUCACCUCCUGAAACCUGGUAUUUCUUUUUCUGUUACAGUGGGGCAAAAAAGUAUUUAG